AUGAUCACCAUUUCCAAUCAGGAGAUGUCUCCUUGUAGAUUAUACCUUUUAAAAGCUGAUAAAUUUAUUAUUAAAAAUAAACAAGAAGAAGGAUUGACAUUUACAUUCAUAUAAUAGAAGAGCAAACCAUUAAAAUUGGAAGAGCAACACAAGUUUGAGUGUAUGAUCGGCAAUCAUUAUUUGAUAUGUGAAAAACUUAACCUAAAAGCUGAAGUUUAUGUUUUUAAAACUCAAUACGAGAGAGACAAAUUUCAAGCAUAGGAGGAGGAAUUUAAGGCUACAAAAUCAGAACAAUAAUAUGAUAGUGAAGAUAUCUCCAAUGAGAAUGACGAAAUUAUGAGUGAAGAAAUAGGGAUCUUGCCUUAGAGGAAGAAGAAAUUAUUAAAAUGGUCAACUGCUGAAACCUCAUCCACUUAUUAUUCGAAAAAAGAAAAUCAAUCAACUACUUCAGAUGUGAGUGAGUAAUUGUUACCGGAAAAAAGGGGAAAAAGGAAGGGAUCAGAUCCUGUUGUAUAAAAAACAGAACUUAUUGUAAAACCUAAAAUCUAAAGAGGAACGAAUUAAAUUAAUAAUAUAUUAUCAAUUCAACAAUUUGCCAAAACAUAACCACAACGAUAAAUAGCAAUUUCACAAGAUUAAUUGUCAUUACUCAUACGUAAUUGGAAUGCUUAUAAAUUGAUUAAUGAAUAUCUUUAUAAUUAAUAUUCUUAUCAAUGA
Messenger RNA from Paramecium octaurelia, 717 nucleotides. The record is from the annotation of a GenBank genome assembly. Lineage: Eukaryota; Ciliophora; Oligohymenophorea; Peniculida; Parameciidae.